GGAACAGUAGCUACCUUUUCUCCUGCCAAGGCUCGACUGUUUUAUUUUUCUGCCUCGCCUCUCCAUGCGCGCCGAGCUUCCCUUGCUCCUGAAUUUAUUCUGCGCGGCGGCAGCUCUUACGCAGAUACCAGUUGCUUGAGUCACAGGCUUUGACACAAGCCAGAUGGCUGCAAUUGGUAGGCGUGCAGGCUGCCUGGUGCUACAGUUGAUGAAACAGAAUAGGAAGACCUUUUAUGAUCAGCUGCUGGAGCCCAGUAAGACUACAGCUUUGCUAGGGUCACAUAGGGAAAAAAAGAACUAUAAGGUGACUUUUUCUCACGAAGAACUGAAAAAGCGACUGACACCCUUGCAAUACCAUGUUACUCAGGAGAAAGGAACUGAAAGUGCCUUUGAAGGAGAAUAUACAUAUAAUAAAGCCAUUGGAAUAUACAAAUGUGUUGUUUGUGGAAGUCCUUUAUUCAAAUCUGAAACAAAGUUUGACUCUAAUUCAGGUUGGCCGUCAUUCUAUGAUGUAAUCAACUCUGACACAAUUACAUGUACUGAUGACUUCUCAUUUGGGAUGCACAGGGUUGAAAUAAGCUGCACUCAGUGUGGUGCUCAUCUUGGCCAUAUAUUUGAUGAUGGGCCACGUCCAACUGGAAAACGAUAUUGCAUAAAUUCAGCUUCAUUAGCUUUUGAGCCUGAAGACAAGAAUCAUGCUGGAGAAGACAAUGCUAGUUCUACAUGUGCACAACCAGAUAAGACAGAGUUGUAAUGGGAAUCUGUUGUUUUCCUAGAUGACAUGGAAAGAAUAAUUCUAAAUGGUUUUCUAUCUUACACACUAUUUUUAAAAUAUACAAAGAUGUUCUGCAGUAUGAAGUUUUUUCCCUGAUCAAAAUGAGACAUGCUAAUUUCUUUUCUUAUAUAACCAGGCAUAACUAUUUCACAACUUCUGUGCUUUGAUCCCAUAACAAAAUGUCUUUUGACACUAUGGUGUUGAUUACUUGCAUAUUUCUUAUAGUAAGUCUGAAUUAUAUUCCUUCAUAUUUUUCAUUCUUUUCAUUCAGUACACAACCAUAGUAAGAAAACAGUUUUCUAAUGGUACUUAGGUGAUUUUGCUUUGAUUUAUACAUAUACAUGGUUACGAGCAUUCCCUUAGCAAACAUUGGAAGUUACAUGAUAAGCGCCCCCUAGUGUUUAUGAACAAGUUCUAAAACUAUGAAUGUUGUAGCACUACAGCAGCUGUUUGCCCUUACAAACAACUGCAGGGGCUCUGCAACAUUCCUCCUGCAAUUCCCCUCCCCCCUCCAUGCCGAAUCUUCAUAGGCCUGUGCAUACUUACCUUGCGAAGAUCUAGAAACCUUUUGCUUUCCUGGCCUGUUUUGGCGCUUCAGACCUUCGGUGAGUACACAGAGAUUGAAGGCCUAAAGUACUGCAAGAUCACAUGAGAUCAGUAUUGUGAGAUCUCACGCUAUUGAUCUCUCAUGGUCUCACGAUACUUUAGACCUCUAUUCUCUGAAAACAGAAGCCUGGAUGAGAUCUGCAGCAAAAGACUUUGCAAAUCGAGGGAACCCCUGAAACAUCAAAGCUUUCCCUCCAUUUGCAAAGACUUUUGCCAUCCUUGCAAAAAGCCUUUGCAACCCAAAAUGGAGCUUCUCAGCUCCCUUUUGGUGUGUGCCGGCCUCGUCCAGCACUUUGCAGCCCAAAAGGGAGGUCCUUUGGGCUGUAAAGUGCCAGACAAGGCCUGUGCACACCAAAACGGAGUUUCAGAGGGGCGUGAGAGGCUAGAGAGGAGACAGUUUGCUAGAUCUUCGCAUAGAAAGUGACCCAGCAUAGCAGGUUGGGUGGGAGGGAAAGCAAUUGUGGGGAUCAUGAGGUAUUUCAGUGGGUCAGGGAGGCGUUGGGUGGUCUUAAGCAGGUGACCUGUUCCAUCACUAGGACCCCCCAUGGCCUUUCUCAUCCUGAAAUACCUCAUGUGUAUUUAACGAACCGAGCAUUUGAUUAGCAAAUGCGUGGGCGAAAGGAGGGCGUGAGCAUGUUCAAGGUAUGUGAUUCACUCCCACGAAUCUUCGGGUUACAAAUGAAAUGGGCAGGCUCCAUUACAUUUAUAACUCGAGAACUACCUGUAGUCAACUAACUCUAAUUAUUGUACCAUUCCAUAAAUGAGGCUGUAUAAUUUAGUAUAAUCAACCCAACUUUUGUCUUGGAUUUCUGCAAAAGUAUACAACUACAUAAAUGGCAACCAUACAUCCCUGCCUUCAGUUAGAUAAAUACUAUUUUUUUAAAAAAUUAAGAUGAUACUUAUAUUGGACUGCCUAGAUAAGAUUACUCCUUUAUGUAGCAGGUGGCUUUCCCUUAGAACAGCUUAAGAUGCCAGAGUAGUCAUAAUAUACUUUUAAAAGCUGUGGAUGAAGACUGGUAAUCAUAGACCAGUUUCCUCAUACUUAUAAUGAGUGUUUUAAAAGUCCUCAAUCCUCAAAAUGUAUUUUUAUCCUCAAAAAGUUAAAAGAGGACUCAUAGACUAGUCUGCAAACGUGAGAGAGAUUUUUAUUAUUAUUAUUUUGUGAUCAUAUAUAAAUAUAAAAACUCAGUAUUGCCUUACCAAUUAGUGUUGUCCUGGGAAACUUAAUACCUCAUUAAAUGGUACAGAUCUUCCUGAAAUUUCCCUUACAAUGUUUAAGCGGCAGUGUGUAGAUAGGAAAGUCCUAUUGUAAGCAUCAAAUUGCUGUGCCUAUGUUAUCUUUUUAUUCCUUCUUGGGAGAUAAUCACUUAGACUGUAUUCUGUUACUCCUUUUCAACUUUUAUAUGAAGAUCUACUAUCCUCAGUGUCGUGUCCACUUGCAUUAGAAUAAAGAGACAAUACUUCUUCAUAAACAAUAAAAACCAUAGCAACAAAUAGCCAUAUCCAGUGAAAGAUAGUGGCCUAUGGUAAAGUGUUAGUGUGAGAUGCCUGGUUCUAUUAAGAGUGAGCGAGUUUGCCUUAAAGAGGAAAUGCCUCUUUAUGUGUGGCCCUAACCCUAACCAUUGGGUUUGCCAUGGAACCUAUCCUGGGUCUCCCAAAGUGGAGUGGGAACAUGACACUGUCCUCACUGUUGAUUAAAAAAACAAUUAAAAGGUCAGUACAGUCAAUCUCAGUACCUGUACUGGCAAGGAAACAACAUUUUGUCCUUCGGCUGUGAUGAACAUAUAAUUUGUGAAUUAGUCUCAGAUUUUAGUAUAUGUAUGACAGAAAUCUCUUGCAAGGAUAUGACUACUUUCUACUUCAUGUUACAAGGAAAUUGGUGUGAUUGCUGUGAAAAUUAACUAUCAUGCUUGAGAAUAACAGCAUUUUAUGAAGUAUAACAUAAUACUAUUUAAUAUAAUUUUACCAUAAUUCAUUAUCUGUAUCAAACAGAUCACCUGUAUCUGGCAUACAAAUAGUUAAAAUUGCUAUCUAUUAGCCUCAUGCCUCUUAAUAGCAAAAAAAAUUGAAUUAUAGAUUGAUAUAGGAUUUAGGAAUGCAACCAUAUACAUAAGAGUUAUUUAUAGCAUUAUUCUAAGGCAUGUGAUUACUUUCUCAUUUGUUGGGUGAAUCUUUCUGCCAUUUGCCAAGAGAUUGUAUUUUUAUUAGAAGUUAGUUUUCUCCAAUCAUAUUUUCUGAAAUGAAAUCUCUGAUUUGUAACAUCAGCGAAAAUAUGGGGCAUUAAUUUUUGAGAUAACUUGCAGUUAAUGUUUCACUUUCAAUCUAUUUCUGUCUUCUUAAAGAAAUGUAUCCCUCAGACUCUAAUAAGCAAUAAUGUAAGCUUUUCAUAACUUGAUUUAUAUUUACAGUUUAUGAAAUGCAGUGAAUUGAAUCAGUAUGGCCACAUAUAUGUGUGCUGUCAGAGCAUAACUUCAUUAAUAAACAGAAACCAUGGGUAUAGAUUGUUUUCCAUUAAUAUGUAUUAGAAAUAAUAUGAGUGUAAUGUGAGUCUUACAGUACUGCAGAGCCCAAAAUAUCAUUUUGUUUAUGGCUUUGCUAUAAUUUGGAUAUAAUUGAGCGCAAUAUGUGACUGAGAAGUCCGUUAGUGUCUCCUGGAUAUUUUGUAUUGUGUGACUGAUAUUAUUGAAUGCACAUGUUUCAGUCUAUAUCAAGGGUGUCAAACUCACAUCACUGCAGCGUCACAUGACAUAUCGGGACUUUUCCCCCUUUGGCUAAACCGGGCGUGGACGUGGCCAGCAAGUGAUGUAUCCAGCCCGCGGGCCGGGAGUUUGAUAGCCCUGAUCUAUAUUAUAUAAGAGUUUAUACAAAUAUUGAAAGAAAAAGAAAAUGAUUAUUUUAGUAUAUUUGGAACUUGCCAUCAGAACUAGUUUUUUGCUUUUAAGACAUUAGGUUUUAUUCAGUGAAUAUGCCUUUUAAUAUGUUUGCUGAACACAGAUAUAUAAUAUAUUUAAUUUAUAAAUAAAUAUUUCUCUCUAUA
Messenger RNA from Pantherophis guttatus, 4418 nucleotides. RefSeq names its product methionine sulfoxide reductase B3 (gene MSRB3). Gene Ontology annotation, biological process: response to oxidative stress; protein repair. Gene Ontology annotation, molecular function: peptide-methionine (R)-S-oxide reductase activity. Gene Ontology annotation, cellular component: cytoplasm. NCBI's taxonomy places the organism in Eukaryota, Metazoa, Chordata, Lepidosauria, Squamata, Colubridae. The record is from RefSeq and is a predicted model, not a curated record.